Molecule: messenger RNA, 3594 nt
Organism: Striga hermonthica
Lineage: Eukaryota; Viridiplantae; Streptophyta; Magnoliopsida; Lamiales; Orobanchaceae
Source: the annotation of a GenBank genome assembly
AUGGAUCUGAUAACCUCGGACGGAUCAUCUUCGAAGCCUCCUCCGGCUUCGUCCACGACGGCACCUCCGCCGGUUGAUUCGGCGACGAGCAUGGGGGCGCCGGUUCCUAUGACGGUGGAGCGGAAAUCGAAGAGGGGGACUCUAAUGCAGAUCCAGAGCGACACUAUUUCAGCUGCCAAAGCCGCUUUCAACCCUGUUCGGGCAAACAUUAUGACCCAAAAGCAAAAGAAGAAGCCUGUUUCUUAUGCCCAACUUGCAAGGAGUAUUCACGAGCUGGCUGCCACAUCUGAUCAAAAAAGUUCACAAAGGCAGUUGGUGCACCAUGUGUUUCCAAAGCUUGCAGUGUACAACUCAGUUGACCCAUCUUUGGCCCCAUCACUUCUAAUGCUUGAUCAACAGUGUGAGGAUAGAACUGUACUGCGGUACGUUUAUUACUAUUUGGCAAGAAUUCUAUCCGAUUCAGGUUCUCAAGGUGUGAGCCCCGGUGGUGGGAUACCUACUCCAAAUUGGGAUGCUUUGGCUGACAUAGACGCAGUUGGAGGUGUGACAAGAGCUGAUGUUGUUCCUCGAGUAGUAGAGAGAUUAACAUCAGAGGCUUUAAAUGAAGAUGUUGAGUUUCAUGCACGGAGACUACAAGCUUUAAAGGCUCUUACUUAUGCUCCUUCCAGCAGCUCGGAAAUUCUAUCCAAGUUGUACGAAAUUGUGUUCAGCAUCCUGGACAAGGUUGGAGAACCACAGAAACGAAAGAAAGGAAUAUUUGGAAAUAAGGGUGGUGAUAAGGAGUCGAUCAUCCGGAGCAAUCUGCAAUAUGCGGCGAUAAGUGCUUUGAGACGACUCCCUUUAGAUCCAGGGAAUCCUGCUUUUCUUCACCGUGCUGUACAGGGUGUUCUGUUCUCCGACCCUGUAGCAGUGAGGCAUUCGCUAGAGAUUCUAUCAGAAUUAGCCACAAAAGAUCCCUAUGCUGUUGCAAUGGCAUUAGGUGAUGUACUUUCAAGUUUGACUAGUGCCCUGCAGGAUGUGAUCCAUUUGAAUGAUGUUCUCGCUAGAGUUGCACUUGCUAAAUUGUGCCAUUCUGUGUCCAGAGCAAGAGCAUUAGAUGAACGUCCAGAUAUCAAGUCUCAGUUUGAUUCUCUCCUCUAUCAGCUUCUCCUAGAUCCCAGUGAAAGAGUUUGCUUUGAAGCUAUACUUUGUGUAUUGGGUAAAUUUGAUAACUUAGAGAGGACUGAAGAAAGAGCUGCCGGAUGGUAUCGUCUGAGUAGAGAAAUUCUGAAACUUCCUGAUUCAUCUUCUCUGAAGGACUUGACUUCUGAGGAUAAAGAUUCAGUUCCGGCAAAGGCCAAGAAAGAUAAGUCUUCUAAGACAAGGCGUCCACAGCCUCUGAUCAAGCUAGUCAUGCGGAGGUUAGAAAGUUCUUUCAGAAGUUUUUCACGGCCUAUAUUGCAUGCAGCCGCGAGAGUUGUACAGGAGAUGGGAAAAAGUCGUGCUGCUUCCUUUGCCUUAGGGCAGUAUAUUGAUGAAGGAACAGAAAUUAAUACUUUUUCUGAUAGCAGUGACUCGUAUGAUGCAGAUAUAAAUCCAACUGCACCAUCUGAAGGUAGUAUUCGUAGAGUUCCCUCAAUGUCUAGUGGGAUGGCCUCAAAGGACACAAUUGCCAGUUUGUUGGCUUCGUUAAUGGAGGUUGUGCGAACAACUGUUGCAUGUGAAUGUGUUUAUGUGCGUGCGAUGGUGAUCAAAGCGCUUAUAUGGAUGCAAAGUCCGCAUGAAUCAUUCGAUGAAUUGGAAUCCAUCAUUGCAUCUGAGCUUUCAGAUCCUUCUUGGCCAGCAACUUUGCUGAAUGAUGUGUUGCUCACAUUGCAUGCUCGUUUUAAGGCUACACCAGACAUGGCAGUAACUCUUCUUGAAAUUGCUAGAAUAUUUGCAACUAAAGUUCCAGGAAAGAUCGAUGCUGAUGUACUGCAACUUCUUUGGAAAACUUGUUUGGUUGGAGCGGGACCUGAAGGAAAGCAUACAGCUCUAGAAGCUGUCACAAUAGUUCUUGAUUUACCCCCUCCUCAACCUGGCUCAAUCCUGGGACUGACCUCAAUUGAUCGGGUGUCUGCAUCUGAUCCGAAGUCAGCUCUCGCUCUGCAGAGAUUAGUUCAAGCAGCAGUAUGGUUUCUUGGAGAAAAUGCAAAUUAUGCUGCAUCUGAAUAUGCCUGGGAAUCAGCUACACCACCUGGUACCGCGUUAAUGAUGUUGGACGCUGAUAAAAUGGUUGCUGCAGCCAGCUCUCGUAAUCCUACUCUAGCUGGUGCUCUGACUCGACUCCAGAGGUGCGCUUUCAGCGGCAGCUGGGAGAUCCGCAUUGUUGCUGCUCAAGCUCUUACUACAAUGGCAAUAAGAUCUGGUGAACCUUAUAGGCUACAGAUCUACGAGUUUUUGCAUACUUUAGCCCAAGGAGGUGUACAGUCUCAGUUUUCAGAUAUGCAUACUAGUAACGGUGAAGAUCAGGGAGCUAGUGGCACGGGCCUUGGCUCGUUAAUAAGUCCUAUGCUGAAAGUCCUUGAUGAAAUGUAUAGUGCACAAGAUGAACUUAUAAAGGAGAUGCGCAAUCACGACAAUGCCAAAAAAGAAUGGACAGAUGAGGAACUUAAGAAGCUGUAUGAGACUCAUGAGAGGUUGUUAAAUCUUGUGUCGCUCUUUUGUUAUGUUCCAAGGGCAAAAUAUCUUCCUUUAGGGCCAACGAGUGCAAAGCUCAUUGACAUCUAUCGCACUCGGCACAAUAUAAGUGCAUCAGCAGGCCUCAGUGAUCCUGCUGUUGCCACUGGGAUCUCUGACCUUCUCUAUGAAACUUCCAAGCCUAAGGUCACUGAUCUGAUCUUUGAAACUACCAAGUCAAAGUCACCCGAGCCAGAUGCACUUGAUGAUGACCUAGUUAAUUUUUGGGCUUCAAGUCUUGGUGAUGAUGGUGCACCUGCAGUGAAUAGGGUUAAUGAAUUUCUUGCGGGUGCUGGUACUGAUGCCCCUGAUGUUGAGGAAGAGAAUGUUACUUCCAGACCUUCUAGUUAUGAUGAUAUGUGGGCUAAGACUCUCUUGGAAACUACAGAAAUGGAGGAAUAUGAUGCUAGAUCAUCUGGGUCCUCAUCUCCUGACUCAGUCGGAUCCGUUGAGACAUCCAUAUCCUCACACUUUGGAGGAAUGAACUAUCCGUCAUUGUUCAGUUCAAAACCGUCCACUUAUGGUUCUUCACAGCCCAAGGAAAGAGCUGGUGGAAGCAGAUACAGCGCAUAUGAGGCCCCUGGUUCCCCAAUAAGAGAAGAACCUCCUCCUUAUUCAUCUCCUGAUCAUCAAAGAUACGGGUCGUUUGAGAAUCCCUUGGCGGGCCCCGGUUCCAACAGCUUUGAUGAAGGAAGGCCUUCUUCUGGUGCCCGGCAGUCCGGGACGGCUCUUUAUGACUUCACUGCCGGUGGUGAUGAUGAGCUUAAUCUUACGGCUGGUGAGGAGCUUGAGAUUGAGGAUGAAGUAGAUGGCUGGUAUUAUGUAAAAAAGAAACGCCCUGGGAGGGACGGGAAAAUGGCCGGCUUGGUUCCGGUUCUUUAUGUCAGCCCAUCUUGA